This is a messenger RNA of Solea solea (common sole), 2225 nucleotides long. RefSeq names its product lactase-like a (gene lctla). NCBI's taxonomy places the organism in Eukaryota, Metazoa, Chordata, Actinopteri, Pleuronectiformes, Soleidae. Gene Ontology annotation, biological process: carbohydrate metabolic process. The coding region runs from base 307 to 2019 and encodes 570 amino acids. Gene Ontology annotation, molecular function: beta-glucosidase activity. The record is from RefSeq and is a predicted model, not a curated record. The transcript is spliced from 14 exons.
GACGCACACUGGGCAAAGGGACACGUGUAGACAGUGGGGACGUAGAUCUAGAUUAAAUCUUGAUUAUAUUAUUUUCCACAGCUGAGGAUAUAACGCGUUUGAGAUGUCUGUCCUCCUGACGGUGCUGGACAAGCUGGCUUACUUUCUGUCUCUCAUUGGGUUUUGUGUCAGUGUCUCUUACAGCUGGAUCAAAUGAAACCACAUUCUUUCUUUAUUGUCUCGAUAUUUUGGAUUUUGGGGGUGGGAUGCUUUUACUAAACACCUGUGGACACCUGACACCUGAUUGUGUAACUGAAGACAGACAUCAUGAUGCUGCAGCCGUGCACUCUGAGGACGUACCGUGUGCUUGCACUGGUGCUGUUUGUCUCAGCCUCCGAGGACUUUGAUUGGAUGAAGAACGAGAGGUCGUCUUUCUACUACGGCACCUUCCCAACAGGUUUCUCUUGGGGAGCUGGGAGCUCUGCGUAUCAGACGGAAGGAGCUUGGAACGUCGACGGAAAAGGGAUGAGCAUCUGGGAUGCUUUUGCGCACAAAAAGGGGAAAAUAUUUUCAAAUGACACAGGAGACUCCUCAUGUGAGGGGUACUAUAAAUUCAAGGACGACAUUAACUUGAUGAAGGACAUGAAGCUGAAUCAUUAUCGCUUCUCCAUCUCCUGGCCGAGGAUUUUACCAAGUGGACUCAAAAGUGAACACAUCAACGAGAAAGGAAUCAGUUAUUAUGAUAAUCUGAUUAACAUGCUCCUGGAGAACAAGGUCACACCAGUCGUUACUCUGUACCACUGGGAUUUACCUCAGGUCUUACAGGAGAAAUAUGGCGGCUGGCAGAAUGCCACCAUGAUCAACUACUUUAACGACUUUGCCAACUUGUGUUUUGAGAGAUUUGGGAACAGAGUGAAAUACUGGAUCACCUUCAACAACCCGUGGUCAAUUGCUGUGGAAGGGUAUGAAACAGGGGAACAUGCACCGGGGCUGAAGCUGAAGGGAACAGGAGUGUACAAAGCUGCUCACCACAUCAUCAAAGCACAUGCUAAGGUUUGGCACACGUAUGACAUGCAGUGGCGAAGCAAACAAAAAGGCCUGGUUGGAAUCUCGCUAACAGCAGACUGGGGUGAACCAGUGGACAUCACCAACCAGAGGGACAUCGAAGCGGCAGAGAGAUACAUCCAGUUCUACCUGGGUUGGUUUGCGACACCCAUCUUCAAUGGCGACUACCCACAAGUUAUGAAGGAGUAUAUUGGCAGGAAGAGCGGCCAGCAGGGCCUGGGAGUUUCGCGAUUGCCUGUUUUCUUGCCCCAGGAGAAGAGUUACAUCAAAGGAACCUGUGAUUUCCUGGGCCUCGGCCAUUUCACGACUCGCUACGUCACCCAGAAGAAUUUCCCAUCAGGCCUCGGUGACAGUUACUUCACAGACCGUGACCUCGCAGAGCUGGUAGACCCGCAGUGGCCCGACCCCGGCUCAGAAUGGCUCUAUUCUGUUCCAUGGGGAUUCCGGCGCUUGCUGAAUUUUGUCAAGACUCAGUAUGGAAACCCAAUGAUCUACGUGACAGAAAACGGCGUGUCGGAGAAAACGCCCUGCACCGAUCUCUGUGAUGACUGGAGGAUGCACUACUUCAAAGACUACAUCAAUGAAAUGCUCAAAGCGAUGAAAGACGGAGUUAACGUCAAAGGCUACACCGCCUGGUCUCUCCUCGACAACUUUGAGUGGGAUGAAGGAUACUCGGAGAGGUUCGGGCUCUACUAUGUGGACUUCAGGAGCAAGAACAAAUCGCGCUACCCAAAGGCGUCUGUUCAGUACUACAAACGUAUCAUCAGCUCCAAUGGCUUUCCCAACCAGAGAGAGGUGGAAACUUGGAAGAGAAAAGCGGUGGAGACCUGCUCCUCCAGUAACCAGCUCCUGGCGAUAGAUCCAAUGAUCAGCCACAUGGAGAUGGUGACAGAGAUUGUGGUUCCCACCGUGUGCACACUCUGCAUUCUGCUCAGCGCUGUCUUCUUAAUGUUCCUGCUGCGUGGACACCUCUGAAACACACACACACACACACGCACAGCUGCAGAUCUCGUGUUGUUAAUGUAAUUGAAUGAACGUAAUGGAAUGCUGAAUAAACAGACUUGAUUUUAUUUGGUUGUUUUCAUAACGACUGCCAAAGCCUAUGAUGACACUGUUGAUGAUGAUGAAGGCGACUGCAUAAUGACACUAGUUUACUGUAAAAUAAAGACAUGAGGAUUGUG